ACUGCCAAUGAGGUAGGCCAUUCGGGUGGCUGAUAGCCAAUUAUCUACCAUCUGAAGAUGAUAGCCUAAUAGCUAGAUCUCGUCACUUAUGACGCUCAGGACAAUUUGCCAUAUAGACUGAGUUCAUGUGUUUCUCCCGCUGUUUCCACUGACCGACGAGGCUGCACGUUUGUGCUUUGGGACCUGGGCAGGCAAGAUUACGCAUCCUCCAGAGGUUAGAAAUGGAGACUUUUAAUCAUAAACUAAACACGUACAUAGACUCAUGGAUGGGUCCCAGAGAUGAACGGGUACAGGGAUGGCUGCUGCUAGACAACUACCCUCCAACCUUUGCACUAACACUCAUGUACUUGCUGAUCGUAUGGCUGGGGCCCAAGUACAUGAGACACAGACAGCCGGUUUCUUGCCAGGGCCUCCUGGUGCUCUACAAUCUGGCCCUCACUCUAUUAUCUUUCUAUAUGUUCUAUGAGAUGGUGUCUGCUGUGUGGCAAGGAGGUUAUAACUUCUACUGCCAAGACACACACAGUGCGGGAGAAACAGAUACCAAGAUCAUAAAUGUGCUGUGGUGGUACUACUUCUCCAAGGUCAUAGAGUUUAUGGACACCUUCUUCUUCAUCCUACGGAAGAACAACCACCAGAUCACGUUUCUGCACAUCUACCACCACGCUAGCAUGCUCAACAUCUGGUGGUUCGUCAUGAACUGGGUGCCCUGUGGUCACUCCUACUUUGGUGCCUCCCUCAACAGCUUCAUCCAUGUCCUGAUGUACUCUUACUAUGGGCUCUCUGCUGUCCCGGCCAUACGGCCCUAUCUAUGGUGGAAGAGAUAUAUCACACAAGGCCAGCUGAUUCAAUUCUUUUUGACCGUGUCCCAGACCAUCUGUGCAGUCAUUUGGCCAUGUGGUUUCCCCAGAAGCUGGCUGUUUUUCCAAAUAUUCUAUAUGGCCUCGCUUAUUGCCCUUUUCUCAAACUUCUACAUUCAGACUUACAAGAAACACCGUGUUUCACAAAAGAAGGCGUAUCACCAGAAUGGCUCUGUUGAUUCGCUGAAUGGCCAUGUGAAUGGGGUGACACCCACGGAAACCAUUACACACAGGAAAGUGCGGGCGGACUGAAGCUUGAAUAACCUCUCAAUCCUAACUUUUGUGCAUAUCUACUAUGUAUGUAAUAUUGCUAGGAGCGAUGUAGGAUUUCUUAUGAAGAAAUGUAUUAGAAGAGCAUAGCUAGUUUAUUCACAAUAUAAGAAAAGCCAUGUUAAUCUGAAAGGGAUUCCUAACGUUUUGCACACCGCUGUCUGUUACUAUUCAUAUUGAAUCUAAGUUAUUUACAGUUAAGUAACAAGGAUAGCAGAGGAAGCACAGUAAAGAACAGCCCCAGAUACCCACUUCCUUUUAAUGCUGCACAAGAUUUUCGACAAUGUCUGGUGGGACAUCGCUUUAUUAAGCAACCUGGACCCAUACAGAAAUAACAAUGUUUUUCCAUGUUUUAAUUCACAACAUAUGCACUUGUCUACAUGCUAGAUUGUGUCCUGAUUGGACAAAUCAGGACAAAAUCUAUUUUGGGGUUUCCCUUGCAUAGAGACAAGGCUGUCGGAGUCAAAUGUGUCCACUGAGUAACUUUAGAGAGGUUCACCUUCAUUGCUUGCAUUGUAAAGUUUAGUUUAAAACCAGUUGCAAUAAUAGAUUUGUCUAUUGUCUGUAUCAGUCAAACAGGUUUGAAAAGCAUUUGUCCGUCAAAUGGCACUGAUCAGAACAAUAUUUUAUGUGAACAAGAAAUACUAUAAAUUCAGUUUUAUUUUAGUUCUUGCUUUAGAUAAUGCUGUUGUUGUAGCAAUAGUUUACAUACAAGGACAUUUUAUGAGAGCCCUAAUCUCUUGUGGACAGAUGCAGGUAACAUAAAUCGAGCAUCUGACGCAAUUGUGCAAUUUUAGUUCUGGGUGUCCGUGACUAUUCCUCUACAGUAGCAAUUUAGUUUCUAUCUAAUCUUUUCCCAGUUGGAAUAUUUAUUUCCUACUUUAUUGCAACACGUUAUACAACAAAAAGCUAAAAUCACACUGAUAGUGUCAUGGAUUGUGUUAAAAAUAGAUGAAGUGUGUUGAAAUAGUUCAAUGUGUCUACUCAACCCUCAGAAUUCAGCCCCAUAUGAUAUUAAUGUAUCCAUACAUGACUGUAAAUCACUUUGUAUAACAGCGUCUGCUAAAUGGCUUAUUAUUAUAUGACAUAUAUUCUCAUUAUCUCUCUGAACCCAAAGUCACCAUUUUACUGUUAUAUGUGCUGAGAAUGUCAACCUCAUCUCCAUGGAAUGCAGAAAACAAUUAAUACAAUUAUAAACCAAACUUAAACUCUGUAUCAUAUUUAAUAUAGUUUACAUAUAUGUGCUGUGUUUUAAACCCAUUCCUCCCUCUUACACUAGUGUUUCCCUCAUUAGAUUGAAUCAGGAUAAAAGUUACAUCAAGCCUUGAUGUGACUAUUGUGUUUUCUCCAAAGCGUUGCCUUAAUAGAUGUUGCUACCUAUAUGUUUAACUUGUUCCCUUCGUUAUGGAAUUGUAUUAUAGUCCAUGUAUGCCUUAAUUAUGAAAUACAGGGGCCAAAUCGCCAACUUCUGUUGUAGAGAUGUGUCUCGCUUUGAAAGCCAUUUAAAGCGCUUAUCUAUGGCUGGGUUUACACAUACAGUCCAAUGCAGAUUUUUUUCUUCACUAAUUGGUCUUUUGACCAAUCAGAUCAGCUCAGAAGUAGAUCUGAUGUGAAAAGAUCUGAUAUGAUUGGUCAAAAGACCAAUUAGUGAACAAACAUAUCAGAAUUGGGUUGCCUGUUUAAACGCAACCUAAAUCAACUGAAGGAUGUAAUCUACUGUUGAAAUAUGGUGAGAUGAAUGGUGUAAUAAACUGUUGUAAAUGUGGCUGGAUGAAUGAUGUAGUUCUGGGUGUCCUUUGAAAUGUGGUCAGAUUAAUUAUGUAAUCAACUGUUGUAAAUGUGGUCAGAUGAAUGAUGUCAUCAACUGUUGAAAUGUGGUCAGAUGAAUGAUGUAAUCAACUUUUGAAAUGUGGUCAGAUGAAUGAUGUAAUCAACUUUUGUAAAUGUGGUCAGAUGAAUUAUGUCAUCAACUGUUGAAAUGUGGUCAGAUGAAUGCCGUUUUGAGAGAGAAACAGCAGGACACAACAUUAUUAUGUCCUCACAAUCUGUGAAUAGACUGCAAAAUCAGAUUUGUAUCCACAGUAAUCUGUAGAAAUGUACUCAGCUUUCAAACAAUGCAAGUGAAGCCAGCCUCGAAGCUGUUGCAUUUGUAAUGUCACUGAGAUUGGAAUUAAUAAAAGCAUUCAUGCUUCAUCUAGAUCUCCCAUGGUGUAUUUCAGGCAUCAUUCUAGAAUCUAGAUGGAGCACUCUGAUCAAGCCACAGCCA
This is a messenger RNA of Oncorhynchus nerka (sockeye salmon), 3393 nucleotides long. It is a transcript of the gene elovl5, whose product is annotated as ELOVL fatty acid elongase 5. Bases 222 to 1109 code for a protein of 295 amino acids. The transcript is spliced from 8 exons. NCBI's taxonomy places the organism in Eukaryota, Metazoa, Chordata, Actinopteri, Salmoniformes, Salmonidae. Gene Ontology annotation, cellular component: endoplasmic reticulum membrane; endoplasmic reticulum. Gene Ontology annotation, biological process: fatty acid elongation, polyunsaturated fatty acid; fatty acid elongation, monounsaturated fatty acid; very long-chain fatty acid biosynthetic process. The record is from RefSeq and is a predicted model, not a curated record. Gene Ontology annotation, molecular function: fatty acid elongase activity.